Molecule: messenger RNA, 818 nt
Organism: Durio zibethinus
Lineage: Eukaryota; Viridiplantae; Streptophyta; Magnoliopsida; Malvales; Malvaceae
Source: RefSeq, a predicted model, not a curated record
AUGAAAAAUGAUUGCAAAACCGACGCCGUUCUUUACAAGUUCGUGUCUUGUCUUAGUUGUCGACCUGUCCACAAGGCUGGGCCGGGCUCGGCCAGGUACUGUGCAACGGCGGUGUUCAAUGGCCCGGUAAGGAAGUGGAAGAAGAAGUGGGUCCAUGUGUCGCCUGCAAAUACCGUUAAACAAUCUCAGUCCAACGGGAACAACAACGGCAACAGUUCCGUUGCUACCAGCAUCCUACUCUGUCGGUGGACCCCACUUUCGUCUGCUGAUUCCGGAUCCUCUGCCGUUGACGGCGAGGACGAGGAGCAGCCUCCCAAACGCAAGUUCUGGUAUACCCCAGUUGCUGUAUUGGAGGAAAAGCAAAAAAGGGCAGAUGCGAAACAGGCUGGAGAUGAAGUUAAGACAGAUGAGAAUGAUACCAACCAGUACCCAGAUUGGCUAUCAACCAAGAGUGAUAAUGAGCUGAACAUGAAUAAAGAUUUGAACAAAGAAACUCAGCAUUCUAGCAUGGGUAAUUUGGGCCUGGAUUUGAGUUUGAAAGGCCAUGAUGAUAGCUGCGAUUCUGUUGGUGAGAAGGAAGGUCAUGAGAAGGCAGCAAGUCAGCAGGAUUUUGGACAAUGGGUUGACAUGUAAGUAGUUCAAAGGAUAGAAUUCAUGUGCCAACAAGAAUCCACAGAUUUGGUCACUCCAUAGCAGUGCAUCAUAUGUAGCAUAUACUUGUAUGUACGCUUGGUCAUAUGUAUAUUCUAGCCUUAGCAGCUGUUUGCUCCUUAUCAAAGCUUGAGCUCAUACUGCCGAUACUGCUGUUUACCUUCGAC